Molecule: messenger RNA, 4376 nt
Organism: Triticum urartu
Lineage: Eukaryota; Viridiplantae; Streptophyta; Magnoliopsida; Poales; Poaceae
Source: RefSeq, a predicted model, not a curated record
CCGAACCAAGUCACCAGUUCGGUCUCCUGUUCCGUCUUCCCAACCCAGGCACCCGGCUCGUCUGGAAACAUGGAGCUGCCACGCCUCCGCCGCUCGCCGCCGGCGCUUCCAGACCACCUCCUCGAGGAAAUCUUCUCCCGCCUCCCUCCCAGCGAACCCUCAUGCCUCCUCCGCGCCUGCCUCGUCUGCAAGCACUGGCGCGACAUCAUCUCCGCCCCCAGCUUCCUCCGCCACCUCCACGCGCACCGCCGGGCACCCAAGAUGCUAGGGUUCCUCCAGCACUCGGAAGGUGAUGAGAAUCUCCCCGUAUACGUGCCCACCUCCCCCUUCUCCUUCCCCGUCCCCGACCCCCGCGCCUGGCACGUCCUCGGCUACCGGCACGGCCGCGCCGUAUUCGUCUCCGAUACUACCGACCGGGAGCUCCUCGUCUGGGAGCCGUUCACGGGCAACUGGUGGAACGUGCCGGUACCCGCGGAACUCAAGAUCGGGCACUCCAACGCCACCGUGCUCUGUGCGGCGGAGGGGUGCGACCAUCUCAACUGCCACGGGGGGCCCUUCCGCGUUGUCUUGGUGUUCACCAGCCCCUUCGAGGAGGAAACGGAGUGGCUCACGUCGGCGGCCGUAUACUCGUCGGAGACCGGCGCCUGGGGUGAGGUGGCCUUGGCCUUGCCCUGGCGCGAUGGCUUUUCCUUGCUCUGUGAGAAUCCUGGCCUGCUCGUGGGGAAUUCUCUGCUGUACUUCCUGUACCUUGAUGGGCACAUCCUCGAGUACAACUUGGCUGAGCAUGUCCUCAAUGUGAUCAACCCACCGGAACCGGACAAUGAUGCUGCAUUCUCGCAGAGAGUUAUGCUGGUUCAGGCGGAGGAUGGUGGGCUGGGAAUUGCUAAAGCUGAUGACGGUGGGUGGAAUCAUCUCUACCUCUGGUCAAGGAAGGUCAGUGAAGGAGGUGAUGCAGAAUGGGUGGAGUGCCCGUUCAUGUACCUCGGCGAUUCGCUUCCAUUUGCUGCUAGGUCGUCGUCCUCAAGAAUAACAGUGUUUCUGAUGGGCUUUGUCGAGGGAGCAAAUACCAUUUUGGUGAGCACGGUUGAUGGCUUCUUUUCAAUCGAGCUCCAGUCCAAGCGGGGGAGGAAGAUGUGCAAGGACCGAUGCAGGGCCUACCCUUUGGUUCCAGUUGUCAGCUCCUACUCUAUACUCCGGGUACCUCAAGUUGAGCACGACAGCCUGGGCUCUCCGGACUUCAAUGGUGAGUCAGAUGAUGAGGAGUGGGAGUGGGAAGCACUAAGGCAGGCAGAGUCGCUGUUUUACAGUGGGUCCAUGGCCAUCAAGGAGGGGGACUUUGUUGCCGCUGUUGAUUGCCUCAGCCGCGUCCUGGCGAUCAGGGUUGCACAUUAUGGUGAACUUGCUCCGGAAUGUGCUAGUGUGUAUUACAAAUAUGGAUGUGCCUUGCUAUGGAAAGCUCAGAAGGCAACUAAUCCUCUGGGAAACCUUCCCAAGAAGGGUACAAUCAGCAAAGCUCACAGUGAAGAAUGGGAAAACUCAAAUGGCGAAGAUCAGGAGGAUAGGAAGGGUGACAAUGAGAUGGCAGGCGCUGGAGAUGUUUCUGAUGUGGAUCUUGCUGGGAAAAUGCUAGAUACUGCAAGAAUAAUAAUGGAAAAGACCGCAGACAACACUGUGGAGAUAUCAAGAAUCCUUUCUGCUCUCACUGAAGUCUCCAUGGAGAAGAGAAAAAGAGGAAUUAAUUAGACAAGUCACUCGGUGAAAGUUUUAGGCAUCCUGGAGCAUUUACCUAACUGCAUUCUGUUUGCGGUAUGAAAUUGUCAAUCGUCUGUCAUGUAGCAGUACUAUCUGCAUCCUUCCGGAGUCCUAGGAGGACUCCCUGCACCUGGCUGCUUUGUCUUGGAGCUUCCUCCAUUAUGUAAACCGUGUAUACAGAACCAGAAAAGUGGCAAGGAGGCUCAGAAAUUCCACUUGAGAAGAUGAGAUAAAGAUCAUUACCGACAUCAUAUCCCUCUUUUUGAUGUCGGAACAGAAGGAAGAUCAUUACUAGCUCAGAAGGUGGUGAUACUAUUCAUUAAAGCGGCGACGCCCGUGAGCGCCGCCCUUCCAUCCUGUCAAAUCGCGGCAUCAAUGCCGGUCGCUGCAUGCUUUGGCAUGGCAAGCGGUGUGGGCGUUCGAUGGAAAGCAAGGGAGAGGAAGGUGGUCUUUUUUUGGUGGGCCAAGGUGGUCAGACGUCGACGUGGCGGCGGUCUGGACGCUCGCAAAGCCCCCCUAGUUUGUCUUCAGUUUGCUGAAAAAGUAUGUCUUCACGCACAACAAGUCCCCGCGCGGUCCAGAUGUAUAUGCUAGUACGCAUAAUAACCUGUUUUUUUUGUUUUUGUAUGUCUUUUUUUUACUGGUAAAAAAAAUGACAUUGUCUGGCUGUUGCAUUUCUUUAUAUUUGUGCGUGCAGCAGCAGUUUGACCUCAAUGGUGUAAAAUUAUAAUUUUUUGUCUAGUAUGGAAUUCAUUUUUCUAGAAGUUGCACUAGUUUACAGUUAUUCUUUCAGGGUACAAAAUAAUGCAAGUUUUGUGUAAUUUGUGUGCAAAUUUUGAGUAUAUUGUUUGUGUGCGUGCGCGCGUCUCGGUCGAGUGUCGGAUCUUGUAUCCGAGCCGGCCUAAGUCCAGCACCGAGUUAGGUUGGGUGUGCGCGUGUUGACGUGCAUAAUAAGUACUCCUACAUACUCCCGCCCUUAAUUUGGCUCCUAAUAAAAUCUAGGGACUGUCUAUCCUACAUACUCCCGCCCUUAAUUUGGCUCCUAAUAAAAUCUAGGGACUGUCUAGGUCUCAGUCGACUGAGACUGAGACUCAGUCGGCUGACGUCAUCAUAUGUAGAUUAGGCAUGUUAAGUAGCUUUUCAUCUGCUGGGUUGAACCGGCUUAACACCUGGGCUGGUUUCUCUUUUCUUGUUUGUUUGUUUGUUGGGCUGGGUCAUGACAUUGUUUGCUUGUGGGCCCGGACGACAUAGAAAAAAGACAAAAAAACUUAUUUGCUGCUCUGCUUUAUGAACUGUACUUUUUGACUGAACUCAGGCAAAACCCCAUGCCCACAAGCAUGGAGAAACUCACUUGUGUAAGGGCGUCUGAUCUCUUCUCUGAUUUUCACCCCCUCCCACCUUUCCCCCCACCUUCUCUUCUCUGAUUUGUUCUAGAUCUGAUUUUCUUUUCUCUCUUCUCAUGUUUGUAACAGCAAUCCUGCAGCAGUAAGGAAGAUUCCUGAUGGGACAUAGGUUAGAGUUAUAAUUUGUAGGAAAAUUAGAGAAGAGGCAAAACUGAAUCAAGUAGUAUUUGACUGGCAUGUGUGUUGUAGCAAUUCUGACAGCAGAAAAUAAUUUUAUUUUUAAUUGUAUGUCCAUGAAAAAAUGAUGUUGGACUCCUCCCCACAAAAGUUGUAUAUGGAUUGAUUGGUUCAUGUUUUAGGACAGAAUAUGGCUUGGUAAUUAAAACAGAAAUCAGUAGGGUGCUGCCCUCUCCCCUGCACAAGACACUAAGGAGAAAGACUGAACUUUUUUCAAGAUUUGCCACAGUGGGGUUGUAUUACAAGCAUAUACAUGACCCUGCCUAGUGUACAGAAAAAUAUGAAAAAAAAUGUAGCAUGGUUAACAUCUAGUUCGGCGACUACAGAAGAUCAAGAAUGUAUAGUGUGAACUAAGAAAAAAGAAACAGAGGCAUAGAAAAAAUGAACCUUUCUUGUGGAUGGUCAAAUAUACUUCAGCAACAAUGUUUUCUCUUCAUUUUGUAGGUGCUGGACGGAACUAUGGCAAAAGAACUCCAAACAGCUGCGGACCAGUCCCAGUUAAUCUGCUGACACCGGUUCAUCCAUACCUUGGUGUCCAACAUGUGCAGCAUCAACAAACUGUGAUGAAUCUGGCAUCCCAACCAUCUUCAAGUGCAUUUGCACAACAUGUAUGUGCUUUCAUGAACAACAAGAAUAAACUCUUUAAGUUAUCUGCCUUGAUGAAUAUAAUCUGGUACUCUGUUGCACAUGCAUCAAAUUGUAACAUGCAAGAAAAGUAAAAAAAUGCAGGGUCAUUCCGAAUGCGAGUGCCUCAGUAAAUAAAUAAUAAUAAUCUCAGUAUGUUGAAUGCCUUAGAAAAUUCAAACAAGCAUUGGCAAUGCUCAGUGCAAGCAAGCAAUUGAAGGGACAUCAGUAAAAACCAAGUACAAGUACAUCACAUAAGAAUUCAAUAGUUACCUUUGAAAAAAUCUCAGCUACCUACCUCUAUUUCAACGUCAGCCAUGGAAUUUGUUCUCUUCAUUUCGCACUCAGAAAAGUACGAGGUCAAGCCAAACAAAACACUAAUUCACUCCCUCAGAUUCGUGAUUCACACCCAAAAAAAGC